Molecule: messenger RNA, 2572 nt
Organism: Acaromyces ingoldii
Lineage: Eukaryota; Fungi; Basidiomycota; Exobasidiomycetes; Exobasidiales; Cryptobasidiaceae
Exons: 4
Coding region: 187-2493 (768 amino acids)
Source: RefSeq, a predicted model, not a curated record
AAUGAACAGCCACUAAUAUUGCGAGGAGCAUUCAUCAGCAGCAGCGGCAAGACGUACUAGCAGCAUAGAGAGACCAGUAGGAGAGGUAAACACACCAAAUCGCGACCCAGGUCGCCGACAGAGCCUUAGCUGCUUGCGCUUCCUGACACCCCUGCCUCCGCCGCUCGCCUUGCCGACAGACCCAUCAUGAGCUCCGUUGAGCCGGUCCACAGGGGCACCCUCGUCUGUGUCGUCCUCAAGGCGAAAAACCUGCCUAACAAGCGGUCGAUUGGCAAGCAGGACCCCUACUGCACCCUGCAGAUGGGAACCAACCAGCAGAAGACUAAGCCAGACAAGCGAGGGGGUCAACACCCGACAUGGGACGAGCAGCUCCACUUUGAGAUCUAUGACGAUAUGGAAGACCAGAUGAAGGCAAAGAAGGAGAAAGAGGAGGGGUCAGACAGUGCUCCCAGUAGCAUCUCAAAGGCGAAGCCGGCAUCGUCGUCCAAGACAAAGGGCGCCAAGGUCCUCCGGGUCACCUGCUACGCUGACGACAACAAAGAGCCCGAGUUCAUCGGUGAAGGUUUCGUGGACCUCGCCGAGACGCUCAAGACGGGCGAAUUUGAUGAAUGGGUGACCAUCAAGGCCAAGGACCGUUAUGCGGGCGAGGUGUACCUGGAGCUGACGUUCUACUCUUCGGCCGCGCCGCCCAAGAAGAAGAAAGCAGUCAAGCCCGUCGUCUCUGGUAACACGACGUACGGGGGUGCCGGCACCUUUUCAGAGGACAUUGACGAUUUCGAUUUUGCGCCCCACCCUCCCGUCAAGCAGCCGGCCCACGCUCCCAUUCCCUCAUCGAUGAGGCCUAGUGCAACGACGUCGAAUCUUUCGGCCGCAUCAGCGACUGGCUCGGCAAGGCGCAUGAAUAAUUCGUCGGGCAUGACAUCGUCCAAAUCGCAUGCGCACCUCGGCUCCUCAGUCGGUGAUGGCAUUCCCUCUUCGCUCCGGCCGAGCAGCUCAUUGGCGCAGAUUGACGCAUACACCCCGCCAUAUGCACCAUCAUCGAUCCAUAGAGCACAUAGUCCAGCUCCGCCUGGCAUCCCCCAGAGCGAGUCGGUCGUUUUCAGCGAGCAGAGGAGGAGGGAAAGCUUCCCACCACCUGGACAGCCUGUCAGUUCACGCCUCUACGGUCACCGUCUGCCAGAUGCUGCUCCUCCGUCGGUCGUUGCCGAGCACGUGAAGCAGAAUUCGUCCCAGUUCUCCCAAUCAUUCUCCCACGCCCAGAUGCCCUCGUCGGCUUCCAAUGCAACGUUGCGGCAAAGCUAUAGUGGGCCGUACUCGCAAGCGGGAGGCGAUGCGGCCGAUGACCUGGUUCGGCCUAUGUCCUCAAUGUCGUUCAACCAACAGUCCGCAGUGGCCGAGCGGCCUCUCCCUCCGCCUACGCCUCAGCCUCCGCUUCCACCGGCACCUCAGCCGCAAUUGGAGCAGACUUACCAGCAGCACUCGUACGGGUACUCCCAGCAGCCUCCACUGGCCCAAGCGGGAGGUGUGGACCAGUUCGGACGGCCGAUUGGUUCUCCAUACCAGCUCGCAGCCACGCCGCAGCCUCAGCAAGCAUACGCCGCCGUCACGCCGCCACCUCAUCCGAAUUCGGCUCCGCCGGCACCUGGACCACCACCGCCACAGAAUGGCCCAGCUCCCUCGUGGCCAAUGCCCUCUCCUGCACCGUAUCCAGGCCAUUCGCCCGCGCCCACGGCAAGCACCCUGACAAUGUCCACCAGCAGCUCACACCUCGGCGGGCCUUAUGCGCCUGCUCCUCCGCAAGUGGCCAGCCACCAAGAGCAGGGUUCGCUAACCUCUCCUGGCGGUUACGGUGGCCCGCCACAGAGACCGCUGACCGCGGGAGGCUACCACGCCCUUCCUCCUCCUCCCACUGGCCAGAGCGCUUCUUCGGCAACAAGCCUGGCAUCGACUGCACCUUACAAUGCUCCGCCACCACAAGCGCAGCAGCAGCAGCAGCAGCAAACCUCACCGCCACGUGCGCCGAGCCGGCCCCUGCCCGCGACAGGUCCGCCUCCGAGCCAAGGCAGCAUUGGUUACAACGGGGCGCCUUCAUCGGGCUACUAUGGGGCGAAUCAAGGUUCUCACUAUGUACCGCCUCCCACCACGUCGCAUUGGGCACCUCCUCAGCCAAGCACCACGCCCCAGCCCCAGCAGCAGCAGCAGCAGCCUUAUCAGACAACGACAACGGCGACUGGCUACCCACCGCCGCCGCCGUCGGCGCUUCACUACAGCCAUGUCCAAGCUGCGCCGCCUCCUCCCCCUUCGGGUCCGCCACAACACUCUCACGCCUACCCACCUCCUCCACCUCAACAUCACUACUCGGACCCCGGGCAGCCCUAUCAUCAGCCUCCUCCUCAGCACACCUACCCUCAACAUCAAUAUGCUCCGCCGACAGGUAAUUACUACUCGCAGAAUCCACCGCCACCACCUCAGCAUCAGCAGCAACCGUACUGAGUCUGUAUCUAUCUUCCUACCUCGCUCGCGGAUCUUGUUAUUUCCCAAGUGCACACAAUCAAUGGACCAUUCUUCAAAG